AUGGCCCGGCCGUGCUGCCAUCAAGAAGGGCAAGACGCUGAGGCGGAGCACGGCCACGAGGUUCGCUCCCUUGGGAAGUUCAUGCUUGAAGUUGGAAGGAACGUUCGAGAGGACAGUCGGAAGAGACUCGCCAGGCGCUGCAUGGCGCUGCAAGGCUGGCACUCCCGGCUGAUGGGUCGCCUGAUUUUCCUCUUGCUCCUUCUCGGCCUCGCCUGGGGUCGCCUGCGAGAUGCCAAACCUACACGGUGGCUGAUGUCCCACGGCUGCCAAGGGCUCACCUCCACGGCCAGUCGAACUUCGCACCUGAAGACCACGACAUGGCUCAAAGGAUUGCAACACCCCCUUUCAUCGAGGAGUCCUUUUGUCUGGGAAGCUUCAGGAAGAAGAUCCUGCAUCCCUCUCGCAACUCGGCAUUGGUUCGACAUGCUUGAGGCCAAGGCUAUGUCCACCUGA
Symbiodinium sp. CCMP2592 is the source of this 453-nucleotide messenger RNA. NCBI's taxonomy places the organism in Eukaryota, Dinophyceae, Suessiales, Symbiodiniaceae. The record is from the annotation of a GenBank genome assembly.